Molecule: messenger RNA, 1464 nt
Organism: Vespa mandarinia (Asian giant hornet)
Lineage: Eukaryota; Metazoa; Arthropoda; Insecta; Hymenoptera; Vespidae
Gene: mRpL38
Product: mitochondrial ribosomal protein L38
Cellular component (GO): mitochondrial large ribosomal subunit
Source: RefSeq, a predicted model, not a curated record
UUUUAUUAUAUAAUUUAGAAAAAAAACGUUAGAUUUAUUACAUUUUUCGCGUAUAAUAAAUAAAUAUUAUAUAUAUGUAAAAGAGUUAAAUUUGUUAUGUUCAUGUAAUAUCUUACAUUUACAUGAUAAACGAACAUACGUUUGUGAUGAGUAGCGUAUAUCGUUCGAUGGAGGAAAAAUAAUUGAGGUUAGAAUAUUUUCUUUUUUCCAUAAAUCAACUGAGAAACAUGGCGCGAAGGAUUUUUCAUUCUUUUUCAAGCGAUUUAUUACAUAUUAAUGGUCAACAAGUUCGAUAUGGCCAUUUUAUUCGUGGACAAAAUCCAAUAAAUGCUUAUACAUUAGAAAGACGACUGAAAGUUUUGAAUCAAAAAGAAUCCUAUUUAAAAGAUCAAGUUAACAUUGGUUUACCAGUAUCUAAAAUACCUACAACGAUGAUAAAAGAAUGGAACAAGGAAAUGAAAGCUAAUGGAAUAAAUCCUGAGUUAGAAAAAAUAUCACGUAAACUGCAAUUAAAUGUCGAUUUAGAGAAAAUACGAGAGAUUUGGUGGCAAACACAUGGGCCUGAACAUAUUUAUAAAAUUGCAGAGCAUUAUGGAAUCUAUCAACAUUUAUAUAAAGAUGCAUAUUUUUAUCCGGUUGUACAUUUACAAAUAGAUUAUGAUUUUGGAUCUGAGGAUAAACUUGCUAGAGUGUAUAAUGGAAAUGUAAUUAAACCAAGUGAGGCACAAGACCAACCUAACAUUAAAUAUGAUGCUAAUUCAGAUACACUAUGGACAUUAUUAAUGACUACACCAGACGGAAACUUUACUAAUUCUAAUAAUGAAUAUUGCCAUUGGUUCAUCGGAAAUAUUCCUGGAAAUGAUAUAGCAAAAGGGGAACAAUUAAUUGAUUACUUAAGGCCAAUACCACCACGAGGUCUUGGAUAUUGUAGAUAUAUAUUUGUAUUAUAUAAACAAGAUAAAUAUAUUGAUUAUACAAAAUAUAAAAAAGAACAGCCUUGUCUGAACUUAUUGGAACGCGAUUGGAAUACAUUGGACUUUUAUAGAGAACUUCAAGAUUAUAUAACGCCAGCAGGAUUAGCAUUUUUCCAAUCCGACUGGGAUCAAUCUCUUUCUGAUUUUUAUCAUUUUAAUUUAGAUACAAAAGAACCAAUAUUUGAGUAUGAUUUUCCAAAACCACAUAUAAAGGAACAGGAAUGGUUUCCAUUAAAACGAGCUUUUAAUUUAUAUUUAGAUAGGUACCGGGAUCCUAAAGAAAUAAAUAAGGAAUUUUUAUUGGAGAAACUAAAAAAGGUUCAUCCUUUCAAAGAACCAGAACCACCAUUAAAAUAUCCGAAUGCUCAUGCUUUUGAAAUUCCUGUACCUACUUGGUUGAGAGUAGAAAAAAGAAAAGAAAGGCUAGGUUGGGGACGUAUAAAUAAUAUUGAAUAAUAAUAACUAUAAUCGAUAUUGUUUUGUUAUAGUA